Messenger RNA from Miscanthus lutarioriparius, 423 nucleotides. Lineage: Eukaryota; Viridiplantae; Streptophyta; Magnoliopsida; Poales; Poaceae. The record is from the annotation of a GenBank genome assembly.
AUGGCCGUAGCAAGGCUGCUCAACAAGCCACCGAAGGCGAGGAGCUUGUGGAUCCUCGUGCGCCGCCUCCUCCUCGGCAAAGGCCGCAACAAGCCGCCGCCGCCGGCGGGCGCGGAGGAGGAUGGCGAGGGGGAGAAGAGCGGCCUCCUGAGUCGAAGCUCCUUGGAGCAGCUCCUCGUGAUGACGGAUGACUGCGACCCUGGCGACGAUGGCGGCGCCAAGAAGCACGGCCAGCCGGUGGCGGUGCUGCUGCCGGCGCUGGCUCGGCCUGAGGCGGCUCCGGCGGCUGCGGUGUCGCCGGCAGCUAGUGAGGCGCACCGUGGCGCACCGGCCGUGCACCGGAGGUUCAUGUUCGGCGGGUUCCGCCGCCGGCUGCUCAUGCGGCGCCCCUGGCGGUCGAUGCUCGUCGCCAUCCCGGAGUGA